Molecule: messenger RNA, 453 nt
Organism: Acyrthosiphon pisum (pea aphid)
Lineage: Eukaryota; Metazoa; Arthropoda; Insecta; Hemiptera; Aphididae
Product: tRNA-splicing ligase RtcB homolog
Exons: 3
Coding region: 26-319 (97 amino acids)
Biological process (GO): RNA processing
Cellular component (GO): tRNA-splicing ligase complex; nucleus
Molecular function (GO): RNA ligase (ATP) activity
Source: RefSeq, a predicted model, not a curated record
GGAACAUUAGGAGCAGGCAAUCACUAUGCAGAAAUACAAGCAGUCGAUGAAGUUUAUGAUAAAUGGGCAGCAAAGAAAAUGGGAAUUGAAUAUAUUGUUCAAGUAUUGGUUAUAUUCUGGAAGUCGAUGUUUUGGACACCAAGUGGCAAAUGGAAAUAUGGCUGCAUUUGAUAUGGAUGAUCCUCAAUCUAUUGUUUCACCUGGUGCUGUAGGGCUUGACAUUAAUUGUUGUGUACCAUUACUCCAGACAAACUUAUUUGAAAAAGAAGUCCAGCCCACCAAAGAACAAUUAGCUCAAAUCAUAUUCCUGUUGGGGUAGGAUCAAAAGGAAUCAUACCGAUGAAUGCAGACCAGUAACAAGAAGACAAAAAACAUUGUGUAUAAAAUGGUAGAAUGUUAAAUGCAGAUUCGUUUAAUGUUAGCAUGAGCAAUGUUACCAUGAGUAAACGAGGU